Sinocyclocheilus anshuiensis is the source of this 5657-nucleotide messenger RNA. RefSeq names its product AP2 associated kinase 1b (gene aak1b). Gene Ontology annotation, biological process: protein phosphorylation. The transcript has 22 exons. The record is from RefSeq and is a predicted model, not a curated record. NCBI's taxonomy places the organism in Eukaryota, Metazoa, Chordata, Actinopteri, Cypriniformes, Cyprinidae. Gene Ontology annotation, molecular function: protein kinase activity; ATP binding. The coding region runs from base 846 to 3527 and encodes 893 amino acids.
UUCACUCUUCCGGUGUGUUUUCCGGUUAGCUAGCUGGCGCAUCUGCAGCAUCCGAAGCGGCAGACGAGAAUCGCUAUGAGCAACACGCUCAUUUCUGCCUGAAUUUGAUUCUGUCCGAUUAAAACCGAACCGCAUCCGUUCACCGUUCACCGGCAGGCCUCCGACGUAGCGCGCAGAUGAGAUGUGUCACGCGUCUGAGCAGGUUUUGCAGGAAUGCUAGCGUUAGCGCCUAGCUGACUGUGUGGAAUUUAAAUUAUAAUUUUUUCAUCAAACAAGAGACGAAAUAAUAUGAUUAUGGGCGUUUAAUUCAUGAAAUUAUCCAUUAUUCUGAUCAAUAUCUGCAUGUCAUCUGUUUUUCCGUGAAAAGUGGUUGGUUUUUCAGAUGUUAAUGAGCUGCACAGCUGGCUGAUGAUGGAGAGUUUGACUUUCAUCCAUCAAAACACUAUUUUCUCUUCGCUUUACGUUUGAAGGUUCAUUUUUCAACAGGGUUUGAAUGUUUACAUUAAUUUGAGCUGGAUUUAAAUAUUUAUAUCGUGAUUUGGGCCCGUGUCCCUUAUAUAGACACUAGACAAACACUUUAAUCAUAUCAGGCCAUCACUGAUUGACGCUGUUUAUUUGGAUAUACUCAACUGUGAUGUAUUAAUCUAGCACAUAUACUGUUUGUUUUUAUUUACUAGUACGUUUUUGUUGCUAUGCGGUUCAUUUAAGCUGUGAUCAGCACCAGAAUUGGGCUGCGAGUCCAUGUUUGACAGUCACAGCUGAUCUAGACCUCUGGCACCAGAACAACCAAGCCACUUCAGUUUCUUAUAGACACAAAUAAGUAGUUAGGGGAUCGUUAAUACAUCAUGAAGAAGUUCUUUGACUCCCGGAGGGAGCUGGUGGGCUCUGGACCCGGUUCUGGAGGGGGAGCUGGAGGUUCUGGAUCCAGCAGCAGUGUUGGUGGGAAUUUCAUCGGACGGGCUUUCACUGUAGGAAGACACCAGGUCACUGUAGAAGAAACUCUGGCAGAAGGUGGCUUCGCUAUUGUCUUCCUGGUGCGGACCAAUCAGGGAGUGCGCUGUGCCCUAAAGAGGAUGUACGUUAACAAUGAACAUGACCUGCAGGUCUGCAACUGUGAGAUCCAGAUCAUGCGGGAUCUCAAUGGUCAUAAGAACAUCGUUGGGUUCCUGGACUCCAGCAUCACGGCUGUAGGAGGUGGAGAAGUGUGGGAGGUGUUUAUCCUCAUGGACUUCUGCAGAGGUGGUCAGGUGGUGAACCUGAUGAACCAGCGUUUGCAAACAGGCUUCAGCGAACAGGAAGCGCUCCAGAUCUUCUGUGACACUUGUGAGGCUGUGGCACGUCUGCACCAGUACAAAACUCCCAUAAUCCACCGAGACCUCAAGGUGGAAAACAUCCUCCUUCAUGACAGAGGACACUAUGUUCUGUGUGAUUUUGGUAGCGCAACCAUGAAGUUCCAGAACCCCCAGAAUGAAGGAGUGACUGUGGUGGAGGACGAAAUUAAAAAGUACACAACUCUGUCCUAUCGCGCUCCUGAAAUGGUGAAUCUGUACAAUGGCAAAAUCAUCACCACUAAAGCAGACAUCUGGGCAAUGGGCUGUCUGCUCUAUAAACUCUGUUUCUUCACAUUGCCCUUUGGCGAGAGUCAGGUGGCCAUCUGUGAUGGGAACUUCACCAUUCCAGACAAUUCCCGCUACUCCCCGGACAUGCACCGUCUCAUCCGGUACAUGCUGGAACCGGACCCUGAUAAGAGGCCUGACAUUUAUCAGGUGUCCUACUUUGCUUUCAAACUUGGCAGACGGGACUGCCCUGUCCAAAACAUCAAGAAUUCUCCCAUUCCUGCUAAACUUCCUGAGCCAAUCCGAGCGAGCGAAGCAGCUGCGAAGAAGAGCCAAACUCAGACCAAGGCGAGACUUACAGACCCCAUUCCCACCACUGAAACCUCCAUCACCCCACGCCAGCGGCCCAAAGCUGCACAAUCCCAGUCUCAGGGACUAGGGGGCAUCCUGCCCAUCCAGCCUGCUGCCCUGACCCCACGCAAGAGAGCCAACUUACCCGCCGGGGCCACUCAGCCGAUAGCUGUCAGUGUGAAUUUGGCUCAGCCAUUUGCAACGCUACAGUCUCAGAAAGCCCAGACGUCUCCGGCCCCUCAGCAGAAAACGCCCAUGCAGCCCAUCCACGUCACAGCCGCGGCCGUAGGAGGGGUUGUUCCAGUUGCAGCUGUCAGCCCUGCCCCUCAGAAAGCUGUAGCCACUCCUCCUCCAUCCAGCCCCGUCCCACCCACCGCGCCUGCACGGAGCGCCCGUCGUAAACAGGCGUCUGCGGCUCAGCAGCAGCCGGUGCCCGUCCAGCCCACUGCCACUCAGCCGGCUGGUGCCCCACCUCCAGCACAGGCUGAGCCUGCAGCAGUGCCGCCCACUGUCCAGCAGCCAGAACCUCAAUCCCAAAUCAGCCCAGAGAAGGCAGAAGAGAGGCCUGCGGCCCCUGGCCUGUCCCAGACUCCUCCUUCGUCCCCAAGGAUGGCCCAGAAGGCGGGGCACAGACGCAUCCAGAGUGAUGUUACUCACAGCGCUAUGUUCGGUGUGCCAGUCAGCCAGUCCACUCAGCAGCUGCAGGCAGCCACAGCAGAGGCCAGCCUUAACAAGUCAAAGUCAGCCAGCGCCACCCCAUCCAAUUCUCCCCAGUCCUCCCAGCAGAGUGUGUACCAGGCUGCCCAGCAGGGCAGUACUUCUGUCCCUCAAGCUCCUGCCUCAGCUGCUAGCCUGACAAGCCCCCCAGACCAGCCCACCUGGAAUCCUUUUGGUGAUGACAAUUUCUCCAAACUCACGGCUGAGGACCUACUCAACAAAGACUUCACCAAACUAGCUGAUGAACCUGUUGAACUUCUGAUUGUCGCUACUGAGAGUCUUAUUCCCGGGCUGGAGGCUGCAGAACCUGCUCCUCCAUCUUCUGCUGAAAGACCUGUUGACAUUCUGGGCUUGGAAUCAGGAGUUGGUUUGCUAGCUGUGCCAGAGAAACUGAUAGAGGGCCUGAAGUCUCCAGAUACCUAUCUCAUGCUGCCUGAUCUGCUGUCAAUGGCUGACCCCUUUGGUAGCUCCAUUGAUGACACUAGAGAUGCCAAAACGGAAGUGUGCUUGGACUCUCUGAUUCCUGGCUUGGAGCCCCCUCAGGCUCAGCUACACCCUGUGGAGGCAGAUCCAGUAUCAUCAGCACUGGGAGACCCUUUGAUUGGAGAGGACUCCUUGCUGGGCUGUUCUCUCCCCUCUGGCUCCGCCUCCUGUCUGGAUGACUUUGCACCUGUUUCAGGAGGCCCCUCCCAGAAUAUAUCAGCUGCAGACUUCUGUUUGAUCUCGGGCUUUGAGACUCCGCAUGCUGAGACAGCCAAUGAAGAUGAAUUUGACCCCAUACCAGUACUGGUCUCCAAAAACUCCCAAGGAGGUCACUCUCGCAGUAACAGUGGCAGCUCUGAGUCCAGCCUGCCCAACCUGGCCCGUUCCCUGCUGCUGGUGGACCAGCUCAUCGACCUCUAGACCGUACAGAUAAUUCCUGCUGUGCUGAAGAUGAUGCCAGCCGCUGUAGUCUUCUGCCUUUAACCAUGAAUCCCUCCUGCUCUCCUUUGUCCUGUCCUCCACCCUCUUUUAUGGUCCAUUUCCCUCUUUAAUCAGUUCUUCAUCAUUCCGUCACUUCAGUUCACAUCUUACGUUUUGUUCUUUCCCUGCCGCUGUUGUCCAUCAGUUCUCGUCAUCCUCAUCAUCAUCGCUCAUUUGAUUUGACAUACUCCACUUUCCUCCCCCGCACCAUGACGUUUAUCUCCCUGAUGAGUUUGUUCAACUUUUUUCGUUCAACUCUGGUGCGACCUUUUUCUACAGGCUCAAAAUCUGGUUUCCUCCUGCGUCCAUAUCUGUUCUUCCUUUGUACAUGCACAUUUUUCAUCUGCGACGCAGUCAAGAGUGAGAGCGUUGAGCUUCAAACAUCAAAAUUGUUCUUCUCCAGUCUUUAGCCGUGUCUUCAGUGGCACUCAGGAAGUUCUUCUCCAGAUUAAACACGCAUGGGUUUUAGACUCAAGCAGUUGGCUCCCUCCAGACAGAAAAUAAAGUACAAAAUGAAACAAAUGUUUACAGGAAGGAAUAUUUUCCAUGGAUGUUUACAGACCGGCAGGUAGGCAAGCACAGCUUGUGAGAAUUUAUCUUAACCCAGGCUGACCGCAGGGUGUGAACAGAUCCUAAAACUUCAUGUAGAGUGAUUUUAAAACUUCAAAACCGGCUAGAAGCUCCUCAUUGCCAUCAGUGGUACUCGUUCGCCAUCUCAUGACCUCCAUACCAUAUUUUCUCUGUUAUUUCUUUGUAAAUGGCUCUAUUGAUGUUGUACGUUGACUUGAAACAAUGGAAAUUGGUGUAUAUCUGCAGUAUCCAACCCUCCCGCCCUCAAAAGUGAUUUGUUCUCCUGUGUAUAAAGCAUCUGGUCCAAAUGUCCAGCGAUUCCUUCAGAGAUCCCAGUCUUACCCCGUAGUAUACAUUAUGAGAUAAUUUAAAAGAAAUAUUUCAUAUACGAUUAAGAUUAUAUGUGAAUAUGAAUAGUGUUAGAGAAUGAAUGUAUGAAUCGAGUAUCCAUAUAUAAAUGCAGAUAUGUGUAUAUGAAACCUAUUUAAGAGGAAACUUUAUCUCUUUGUUCUGUGUGUUGAGACGUGUUUGCGAAUGUAAAUUGUCGGUUUCAUCUUCUAACGGCCAGAUCGUCAUUGCUGAACAAAGUCGAUUAAGAAAAGAGGACAAUCUUGAAGCGUCCUGACACGGUUUAACGCCAUUCGUGAGCAAAUCGACUGGAUUUGUUUUCGGUUUUUCGCUGCCUUUUAUUCUCAGAUGUUUAUAGUCAACAAAAACAGGUUGUAGUCUUGAGGGAAAUGCUCUACAAUCCUCAAUGGCGUACGUAUUCAAAUCAUCCUCGAAACUACAGCCCGAUGCCAUGCUUUCUUGCACAAUCCUCGUGAAUCAGACGCAUAUCGAAGCAUGGCAGUGUUUAUGAAUAUGAAGUUAAGACAUGUCUGUGGCCAAUCUUCAUAUCAGUACUGUACGUAUGUGUGUGCGUGUAUGUGUGGACGUGAGGUAAAUAAAUAGCUAGUCUUAGUUGUUGAAAGUGGUGAGGUCGUUCUGUCUUUGACAUGGUUUAUCUGCUUCAUUCGGACAGCUGGACCCACAGCAGGCACCUCUGUUUCAAGCACAGGUUCUCUUUUCAUUCACAGAGUCAUUAGACUGCCCGAUUGAGAGCAUGGAAAAUGCUCGCAUUGAUGCUGUACGAUAUUAGCAGACUCCCAAUCACUGGCUGCCAUACUAAAGAAUUGGAAGUUCUUUGAUCAGAUCCAAAAAGGGGGUAAAAAAAAAAAAAUCAGCUUGUUGACAUUGAAUCUGUAAAUGGCAUUUGAAAUGAAUUUGAGACCGCGGUUGGCAUUUCACGAGGGCAACUGCAGUAGGCCUGGGCGGUCCCAUAGAGAUUUUGCUAUACUUGCAUCACUUUAGAUGUAUUUGCACAGUUAUAAAAUAUUAACCACUUUUCCCAUGCUGUCAAAUUUGACUUAUGUGAUCAGAAAAGUUGGAACUUCCUGUUUUGUUUAUUUCUUACUUGCAUAAGAUUAAGUUUUAUGUUUCCAUUUGAUGCCAGAUAUACCC